Molecule: messenger RNA, 891 nt
Organism: Triticum aestivum (bread wheat)
Lineage: Eukaryota; Viridiplantae; Streptophyta; Magnoliopsida; Poales; Poaceae
Exons: 4
Coding region: 1-891 (296 amino acids)
Molecular function (GO): enzyme inhibitor activity
Source: RefSeq, a predicted model, not a curated record
AUGUCGACAACCACCGUCGUCUUGUACACCAUCGUUUGCAUGCUUCUUUCCAUGAUCGUCGCUGCUCAAGCCAACGACUUUGGCGGUGGCAAACCAAAGCAGACCAACCUCAUGGGGUUCGGCUCACCUGCUGGGUUCCCAAGCGGGAGCGGCCGGCAGUACGGGCACUGGAAGAUCGUCGUACAGACCGCCAUGGCUGUGCUUCUGCUGUCACUGCUUGUGAAAUGUUUGGCCUUGAUUAAUUUCAGAAUUCCAGUGCCAAAUCCAAAUCGACUAGCAGUAGACGACCCAACAACAUCACCGGCGGGCGAGCAAGAAGAACCCGUCCGCGGCUCCGCUCGCAGGCAACCUCGUAUUUCUUUUGCACAGAGGGCAGCCGAACCCAACCUCAUGGUGGAAGCAUGCAAGAACGCCUCGAGCUACAGCCUCAACCCAGAUAAUGUCGCGCAGGAAUUCUGCUUGUCGAUCCUCCGGUCAAACAAUCGGAGCUUCGAGGCUAAGGACCUCAAUAGCCUGGUACUCGUCGCCAUCGACAUCCUUAAAGGCCGCAUCGCUCCUGCUCGCGGAAAGGUUGAGAAAAUGCUACAAAAUGCCAAGAAGGGCACAGUGACGAUGCGCGCCCUCAGUUUUUGCAAGUUGGACUAUGAUGGCAUGGUGAGAGUCCUAAACAUAUGUGAUGCCAUGAUCAGGGACUACCACGGAGACAACAGCGGGCUACCGUCCUUUGAGCUACCUCGUUGCGUGGAGAGGGUGAUGAUCCCUGCCGAAAACUGCGGGUCUGAACUUGAGAGAGAUAUGCCAGGGGCGGAGGCUUUGGUCAAUGAAAAUGCUGAGCUGGUCAUGUUGGUCAAUCUCAACUAUGCCUUGCUAGCACAAUAUGAUGAUAAUUAA